Drosophila rhopaloa is the source of this 2251-nucleotide messenger RNA. It is a transcript of the gene Cln7, whose product is annotated as major facilitator superfamily domain-containing protein 8. Gene Ontology annotation, cellular component: lysosomal membrane. The transcript is spliced from 6 exons. NCBI's taxonomy places the organism in Eukaryota, Metazoa, Arthropoda, Insecta, Diptera, Drosophilidae. The record is from RefSeq and is a predicted model, not a curated record. Gene Ontology annotation, biological process: transmembrane transport. Gene Ontology annotation, molecular function: transmembrane transporter activity. Bases 546 to 2177 code for a protein of 543 amino acids.
UAUAGAAAAAGGGAGGAUCAGCGGAAGGGGGUUACAUUUUCUUCUUACUGGGGAGAAAUAUAUACAUAUAUAUAUAUACCCAUUGGGAGCAGUGCAAUCUGACCAGAGAAAAGCGUUUUGGAUGAUGUGUGUGUUUCAACGAUACAAAAACCAAGAGAGUAAAAGAGUAACAACAAACGGCGACAAUGCCUGAAAAGUUAAUACAAAACAAAAGAGUAUAUCAUUUAUUUAUAUAGAUGCGUGUACAAAAGCAACACAGUAAAUUGUCGUGCGCCGGCCAAAUAAGUUCAAGUGCCAAAAUAAUUAUAAAUCAAAGAAGAGAGUAAUACAAAGCAACUUUUCAGUCUAACGAAACCAAAGAUCAACGGUCGCUAUCCAAUAUCUAGUAUUCAAAAGACAGUGAGUGUAUGCGUGUCGGAGAACCAAAACGAGAAUCUGGCCUCUCCACAAACAACAAAUACGAAAUGAUUCAGCGGUGGUAAAAUCCCACAAAGACUUCUAUCACAACUAACGCACCCACCAAAAUACAAAUCAGCAAAACGACCAUGGAGUUUGCACGACGUGUGUCCGCUCGCUUUGAAACCAAAAGACUGCCCGAGGACGUGGACGAUGGCCUGGAGACACUGGAGGAGUACAAACAGCGCUGGCGCUCCGUACGAAUCAUCUACUUCACCAUGUUUCUAAUGUCGCUGGGCUUCAGCAUUAUUCUCACAGGCAUAUGGCCGUACCUCAACAAGCUAGAUCCCUAUGCGGGCAAGGAGUUCAUGGGUCUAAUUGUGGCUGCUAAUCCACUGGGGCAAUUGAUCUUCAGUCCGAUAUUUGGAUGGUGGGGCAACAAGCUGGGCAAGAUUCGCCUGCCCCUGCUUAUUUCGCUGGCCCUGUUCACCCUCGCCAGUGGCAUAUAUUCCUCUCUGGAACUGCGUCCGGAUAAUGUCAAGUACUGGAUGCUUUCCUCUCGGUUCCUCAUCGGUGUUAGCUCGGCGAAUAUAGCCCUGUGCCGGUCUUAUUUGUCGGCUGCCACGCGAUUAAGUGAACGCACCCAUGCAGUUUCAAUGGUGUCGCUGGCUCAAGUCCUGGGCUUCAUUAUCGGACCGGCUCUGCAGGCGGUGGUAACACCGCUUGGCGAGCACGGACACGUUUGGCUAUGGGGCAUGAUGCACUUCAACAUGUAUACGGCAUCCGGAUGGAUUAAUGUCCUGAUGAGCAUAGGCAACUUCAUGAUGUUUCUUCCCGGAGUGUUUGAGGAGCACAAAAUCGCUGCCCGCGAAGUGAUGGUAAUGCAGGGCGGCACCUCGGAGGAAAGCACAUGGAAAGGCAUCAAGCCGAAUUAUUUAUCCGCCUGGACUUUGAUUGUCGCGUUCUUUGUGCUGGUAUUUAACUUUGUAUUGCUGGAAACAUUGGGAACAUCCCUGACGAUGGACAUGUUCGCAUGGACCGACAAAGAGUCGCUGUGGUACAUGGGCAUAAUGAUGACCACAGCAGCUGUAGUCUCCCUGAUCACAUUUGUUUUGAUUGAACCCAUGUGCAAGCUCCUUGCCGAACGCUACGUACUCAUCUGGGGCGGUUUCUCGUUGAUGUUCCUCGGCCGAGUACUCUUUGUGCCCUGGGGCCCGGAUCCGCCCAAAUUGGCACAGCCCUUCGAUCCCAGCUGGAAUAUAAGCAAAAACGAUUCUAUCUUUUUGGGAUGCCCGGUGACGACGCAACCGUGGUGUGCCGAACUGCCGGCCUUAACAUUGACGCAGUUUAUCAUUGGAUUUGCAUUAACCUCUGUGGGAUAUCCCAUUGGGGUGACUCUCAUCCAGACCAUCUUCUCAAAGGUUCUGGGACCUCGACCGCAGGGCGUCUGGAUGGGUUGGAUGACCGGUUCAGGCUGUCUGUCGCGCGUCCUUGGUCCUGUUUUUGUGGGAUCUAUCUACACCCGUUUGGGCACAUAUUGGACCUUCGGCGUAACCUCAUUGAUGAUGCUAGUUUCAAUGUUAUUGCUCCACUGCAGCAAUCGACUGCUAAUCCCACCGACAUUUGAAAAGGCAACACCGGUGGAACUGCAAGAACUAAACAAGCCCAAUGGUGGUAAACAGGAAGAUCACUCACCCGAAGGCUCCCUUUUGGACAAGGACGAGCGCCAUCCCUCCAUUUCGUCCGAGCAUCGCAGUCAUCACUCCACAUCCCACGCGUAACGCAUGGGCUGCUUCAACGUCGCUGCAAUACUGCCCCUUAAUCUAGCUUUAAAAUACAGGUUUAUUUUUGCAUA